Messenger RNA from Phycomyces blakesleeanus NRRL 1555(-), 540 nucleotides. RefSeq lists its product as hypothetical. Gene Ontology annotation, biological process: cobalamin metabolic process. NCBI's taxonomy places the organism in Eukaryota, Fungi, Mucoromycota, Mucoromycetes, Mucorales, Phycomycetaceae. The transcript is spliced from 2 exons. Bases 1 to 540 code for a protein of 179 amino acids. The record is from RefSeq and is a predicted model, not a curated record.
AUGUCACGCAACAAAUCACCUUGUCUUCAACCACCAACUCGAUUCACCUAUGACUCAUCCGAAUUCGAAUAUGCAAUCUACUCGCCAUCACCUCGGUUCUCAAAAGAGCUUGAACCUAUAUUUCCUAAUAUGUCAGUAAAGCAACGCAAAGAGCUCUUGGUUGUACCUGUAAUCCAAAAGUGCUUCCAUGACAUGGCUGCCAGUACUCCAGAGAUUAACCGUGAAAGGGAUGAGAAACUUGAUUUGUUUGUUGACUGGGGUAAACGAGUUGCCAAUCGACUGAAAGGGCUGGGGAUGUGGGCCGAUAUGAUGGACCCAGCAUCCGGAUAUCCUAUUCUUAGCCCGUCAGGUGCUUUGCCUUACCCUGAUGUUCAAGGAACAAUUGAAUUGAUGGGCUAUGAAACCCACAAUGUAGGAUGCUGUCACAUCUUGCUUCACCCUAGAUGGAGAAGCAAGAUCUAUCCAAGCACGUUUUUUACUACCGCGCCUGCAGAUCUGCUCGUCAGAGUAAUCGAUGAAGUUCUCGCUUCCAAAGCUUAG